UGGGAGGGUUGGAACGGGAAACCACUGGAAGAGCCAACAUUGUUUUACCAUGGCUUGACCGAGUUAGCAGCAAACCUUCUUUACAGUGUCUCUGACGAGGUUGUAAACAUUGCGAAGGCUUUUGAAGAGAAGACAGGAACUUAUUACGUUUUGUCUAACGCAACAAGUUCUUCUUUUAUCAUAUCACAUAUACAUUUUUUUCAUCUACUUUUCCCUUAUUCCCAGUUAGGGAGUUGUAACCUGGAAAAUCCAAAGGCGAAGUAGUCAAUGCAAAGAGGAAAUAAAUGAAGCACAGCUGCUGCCGUGACCCUUUAAUUCUUUAAUCAGCAAAAUGUUAACUUUGUUUUGUUUCUAAUUUUCACGACGUUUUAUUGCAUCUGAUUGUAACAAGAUUUUAUCAGAUCGUAGCUUCUGAUUUUGUUUGUAAAGUUGCCUGUAAAUUAAUGUGGCAACGUCCAUCUGGAAUACAUAAACUUACCUCAUAAUUGUAAUCAGUUGUCAAGAUAUAGACAGUUGGUUCGGAAGACAUAUAAGUUAUUUUAGAAUAUUUAGUGAAAUGUGUGGAGAAGACUUGCACCAAGCGUCACAUUCCACCUUUAGCUUUCCAAGACUUAGAACUUUCCCCUGUUUUAUUAAAGGAUGAUAAUGAAUUCACAUUUUUAGUAGCUCUUUAAUUUCAUUUAGUAGUUCUUUAAUGUCACUUUGUCGACUGAAAACUGAGGAUGGAAAAUUCCUUCCAAAUUUCACCCGCCGUUACAUGAGGAGGAUAUACCUUUUGGCUUGGUUGUCAUCCGGGGCACGGGAGAAAUCGUAGGGCUGGAGACACCGAAUAUUGACAGGGUACUUACACGGAGUCAGCAGCAAAUGGGAAGGAGUACCUUGUGGACAGAAAAGUGCAAGGAAAAGAUAUCCUCUCCU
Pocillopora meandrina is the source of this 918-nucleotide messenger RNA. NCBI's taxonomy places the organism in Eukaryota, Metazoa, Cnidaria, Anthozoa, Scleractinia, Pocilloporidae. The record is from the annotation of a GenBank genome assembly.